UCUCCAUCUUCUCCAAAGAGAAUAAAAAUGCAGUCACUGCCAUGAUUCCCUCUCUUUAUCUCUAAUUUUCUCCCAUUUCUCCACUUCAGAAGCUUCCAAUUCCUUCAUCAAUGGCCACCAAGAUUCUUCCUCAGGCCGUGAUUUCUGUUCCAAGAACCCCCAAUCAAUGUGCGCCGAGAAGAUUAGGGUUUUGUUCCGCAAUUUCUGCUACUCGGCUUUCGUUUUCUACUCUUUCCUCGAGUUCAAUCGGCUGCCAUUUUCACCAUACUGUUUCGGCGCCGAUGAAACGGGCGUUUGUUGUGAGAGCUGAGGCGGAUUCCGAAGCAGAGUCGGCGAGCGAUGAGGAAAAUGUGGAUAAAACCGUUGGAGAAGCUCCUCAAGGUGUAGUAGAAGCAGUAGCGGAGUCUGAUGGCCAGCCUGAGGCGGAGAAGCCGCCGAGAAAGCCUCGAGUUAAGCUUGGAGAUGUAUUGGGGAUACUUAAUAAGCGAGCAGUUGAAGCGUCGGAGAAGGCGAGGCCGAUUCCAGACAUUAGAACCGGUGACAUUGUGGAAGUUAAACUGGAAGUUCCAGAAAAUAGGCGUAGGCUUUCUGUUUAUAGAGGAAUUGUCAUGUCAAAACAAAAUGCUGGCAUCCACACUACGAUUAGAAUUCGCAAAAUUAUUGCUGGUGUGGGCGUGGAGAUUGUUUUUCCGCUGUACUCACCAAACAUCAAAGGGAUAAAAGUGGUGAGCCACAGGAAGGUGAGGAGGGCAAGAUUAUAUUAUUUGAGAGACAAACUUCCAAGACUCUCUACUUUCAAGUGAAACACCCCAAUGGAUUGACCAUCAACGUUAUGUUUCUUGUUAUAAUUCAAAAUUUCAUGUUUUCUUUUUCUUAGAUUUGCACAUUAUUCUUCUGUAUAUCGUCAUUAAUUAUAUAUAUGAGCAGCAGGGGUUUCAUGAAAGGUACUGUCCUGGAUUCACAUUCUUGCACAUGUCCCCAAGCUUCUUUACCAUUACUGAUCCCAUUACUUGGCUUCUUCUCA
Molecule: messenger RNA, 1024 nt
Organism: Cucurbita maxima (winter squash)
Lineage: Eukaryota; Viridiplantae; Streptophyta; Magnoliopsida; Cucurbitales; Cucurbitaceae
Product: 50S ribosomal protein L19-1, chloroplastic-like
Exons: 5
Coding region: 111-803 (230 amino acids)
Biological process (GO): translation
Cellular component (GO): ribosome
Molecular function (GO): structural constituent of ribosome
Source: RefSeq, a predicted model, not a curated record